AUCACCGCUUCUUCAAGGUUUCCCCCAAUUUCGAAACUCCGGAAACUUCAGCAAUCGAUUAAUUUGAGUCCCUCCUCAUCUUCAGACUUUCGAUUAUGAAUCCCAACACUGACAAGUUGGUAAGAAGAACAACGAUGGUGGCCACGGUUACUGCUGCUUAUUUCCUCCUUACUGCUGAUUAUGGUCCCGAACCUAAUGUUCUUGAUCCCAUCAAAAACACCAUACAAUCUGCAGAGCAAUCGGUGAAAAAAUUCAUCUUCGGAUCGAAGGAAGAAGCCAAAAAACCAGCAGCCGAGAAACAUCCUUAAUCUUUCCUAGCACCGAAUGGUUUUUUCAGGUUCUUGUGAUGUUCUGCUUGCCCUUAGAAUAUGAAUCUUUUGCGUGUAGAUUUCGAGUUGCUUACUACGUGUAAACCUUGUUGGUUGUUGUAACUACAAUGCUGUGGUUCAGUCUUCUUGCAAAAUAGAAGCGAAAUUCUCUCUAGAAACACUCUCCCGAAUAGCUUUUGUAAAGCGGAGGAAUUUUCAUGCAACGAGAUUGUCGUUUUUCUCGUA
This is a messenger RNA of Cynara cardunculus var. scolymus (artichoke), 554 nucleotides long. RefSeq lists its product as uncharacterized. The transcript is spliced from 2 exons. Bases 96 to 308 code for a protein of 70 amino acids. NCBI's taxonomy places the organism in Eukaryota, Viridiplantae, Streptophyta, Magnoliopsida, Asterales, Asteraceae. The record is from RefSeq and is a predicted model, not a curated record.